UCUAUUCGGUAUUGAUUUUAACUUACUCGUUUGAACUUUCUACAGGCUUCUUGACCUUUUUCUUCUUUAAGAACCCCAUUUAAAAAGUUUUAAACUCGGUGUAAAGCCGGAUAUUAAACGUUAGUGUCCAAAAGUGAGAAGAGCAAAACACACUACGUAAGAUAUAUCAAAUUGGCAGACAGUUGUGUGAAGAUGACUGUCCACUAAGGAACUGUUAUAGUGAAAGCUCAGCACGACAUUCGCAUUAGACGACAUAUGGUCGUCUAGUUAUCCAAACUAUUUAAUGGAUAUGAGACUAUCAUGAGACAUAUUUAGCAGAAACUUUAGAAAAGUUUUUUGUGGUAGGAGAUAAUUAUGAAUCAUGAUCAAUAUAUAAUGCCAGUAAGGAUAUGGUUCUAAGAUAUGAGUAGGAAAUUGUCUUCCGAACCAACACUAUGCAGACAAUGUCAUGUAUACAGAUUCGAUACAAAUUUAUUAGACUGGUCUAAAUAUUAUGUGUUACCUUUUUCUAAGUGAGAAUUUAAAAUAUUAAACAUUUGAUUAUUUUAGCUGAAAAUGGCUGAAGGAAAAGAAGACAUCAUACUCUUCAUGACAACCAUGUCGUCAAGUCUUGAAGUGAAGAAGAAAUGUCAGAAGAUAGUAACAGUGAUGGCAAGUGUCUCCACCACCCACAACUUGAUUGAGAAGGACGUUUCCCGGCCAGGAGGGUUAGUUGAUAUGAGGGACACACUGAAGGAUCCUAAAGCACUGCCUCCCCAACUUUACCAUGAAAAACUUGGGCCUCUUGGGAACUACGAUUUGUUUGAAAACGCUGUAGAAGACAAUCAGCUGAACGACUUCCUAAAAAAGGAGUACACAUUCGAGGGAUGAGCUAGCUCUUUUACACAGGAGAAAUAUCGCUACUCUUAUUGGGACUGUUAAAUACGAGCUGCUCAGCUGCCGCUUAACUCUGUGCUUAGAUUCUUGUCACGAAUAAUGCACGUUCGGGAUUUCUUUCCUUUAUCUGUCAAUUGGAGCAAUUAUUUUUUCGGUAAGCGAUUUUUGAAUUGAAGCCGAUUUUUCUGGAUUGUUUAUUUGUACUGUACGGUUUGUUGUCAAUCUAUUUUUAUUUACCUUUGAUACGGACAUGUAUAUUUUGUUUAUUUUAAUGAAUUGCUGAUGAUCUAUAUUAUUUAACUCGAA
This is a messenger RNA of Bolinopsis microptera, 1182 nucleotides long. RefSeq lists its product as uncharacterized. The transcript has 3 exons. Lineage: Eukaryota; Metazoa; Ctenophora; Tentaculata; Lobata; Bolinopsidae. Bases 556 to 870 code for a protein of 104 amino acids. The record is from RefSeq and is a predicted model, not a curated record.